GCAGGAGCAGUCAAACUGGAAUGAUGAUUUGUAUUGUAACAUGACACCCGUCUAUCAGAAGCGCCACCCCCGCGGGCAUCCUCCCGGGCACCCGCCCCACCUGCAGAGGUGCCAUCGCAGGGGAGGGUCAAGGCUCUUCCUCCUGCCCCUCCGCUCACCCCGCCUCCCGCCUUGGUGGGAAGCAGAGGUGCUGGAGGAGGAAGGAGCAUGCACGGGGUCACGGCACGGUGAUGCCCCUGCCGUCAGGUCACCGGCUCCUUGGGCUCAGGUUUGCUGCAGUGAGUCAGUGCGUCCCACCCGCACCCUGAUCCCUUCCCUCAGCAGCACCUCGCCUUGCCCUCACCUGGCAUGUGACCCUGCCGUGCCCUGCGUGCUGCCAGCUGCACCCAGAGGAGGUUGCAUUUCCGGGUGGGCAAAGGGCUUGUGUCUUUGCCUUGCGCCUACCCUUGGGGUGGGGUGAGCACUUUUGACUUUCCUGGGGCAUCGCUUCCAAAGUGUCUGGGCCUGACGGGUGGUGAGUCCCAUCAAAAGCAUCCAGGAAGCGGCCUGGAUGGAGCAGGUGUCGCUGGGUGGUGCAUGGGCUCCUGGCCUGGCAGCGCUAUCGUUUGCUGCAGGGAAGCUCUUUCCAGCCCCAAGUCUGCUGUUGGCAGGCUCAUCGCGCUCCUCUCAUGUCCUGGGCAUGGCCAAGGCCUGUGUUGUGCUGGACCCUGGACCCCUGCAAGGCUGUGUGAACCCCGGGGCUGCCAGCACCCUCUGGAGCCGGGGCACACAGGACUGUUCAAGGCCGGGGGGCUGCUCAGGUGUGGCAGGUGGGCUGGCAGAAGCUUGCAGCAGCCUGCAUGCUCCGGCUGUAGGGGCCUGCAGGCUGGCAGGGAUGCCAGCCAUGCUGGAGGCCGCAGGCACUGAUUGCAGGUGCUAGGAGAAGAGGACCAGCUACAGAGGAUAAUUCACUGGCCCAUAGGAAGCAGCAGAGCCUGGGAAGAGCAGGCAGGGAGAGAGGGGGAGGCUGUUUGGUUGGUGGCUGCAAUACUGGGUGGUCUGGCACAAGACCAAGGGCUGCAAGGCUGGAGGCAGCACCCUGAGGCCAGGAGAGGGAGGAAUGCACCGCAAGGGAGCAGCGUGAAGCGGCAGCACUUACUUGGGUCGGGGAAGAGGCCCCAGGACUCUGAGUCACCCCUUUAUGAGCUGUGUUUUUUAUUUAUGGGCUUUCUGAACAAGCAAUAACUCUGAAACUGCUACACCGUGUGUGUCUGCUGCCUCGCUGCUCUUGCUGCUUCUUGCUGGUUGUCGCUGUGCUGGCUGGUCGGCAUCAUGUGGCCGGUCCCUGUCUCCAGGCCCCCGGAGCCCCUCUGCUGCAUCUCCGGCUGGAUGCUGCCUUGCUUUCCAGGGGCAGUGCUGCAAAACUGGGGACCUGAGUUAUUCCCUCCUCCCUCAGAGGCAGCCUGCAGUGGCGCUGGUGGAGGAAUCAGUGUCUCGCCAUCCCUCCUGGGCACUGGGCUCUGCACAAGGCGGGUCUUGGUGGAGAGUGGGUGGCUAGGUGUGUAGGUCAAGAAAGACCUACAAAGGAUGGAGGAUGGGAUCCACCUCCAAGGAGGAGUACUCUGCUCUGGUCUGGACAUGCAGAGAGGAAAGCCAAGGCUGCAACUGAACUUCAACUAGCUACAAGUAUCAAGGACAAUAAAACAACCUUUUUCAGAUAUGUGGGGAGCCGGAGGAAAAGGAAGGGCAACAUUGGACCCUGCUAAACCAGAUGGGGCAACUGACAACUGAGGCCCAGGAAAAAGCCAACUUGCUAAAUGGGUACUUUGCGUCGGUUUUUCACCAGUCCCAUGGGACGGCCUUGCCUUAUGGGACAGGGAGGCCCGGGUGAGGGAGAUCCCCUGCCCUCCAUCAAUGCUGACCUCGUGAAGGAACACCUUGAGAGGCUGGACACCUUCAAGUCAGCCGGCCCUGAUGGGUUACACCCCAGGGUACUCAAGGAGCUGGCGAGCAUCAUAGCCCAGCCCCUGGCACAGAUCUUGGAGAGCUCCUGGCGCUCUGGAGAAGUGCCUGAAGACUGGAAGACGGCCAAUGUGGUGCCUAUCUUCAAGAAAGGGAGGAAAGUGGGUCCGGCAAACUACAGGCCCAUCAGCCUGACCUCUGUCCUGGGGAAGGUCUUGGAAAAGAUUAUCAAAGAGGCCAUCCUUAACAGACUGGCUGAUGGCAACAUCCUGAGGGGUAGCCAGCACGGGUCUGUUGCGGGGAACGAGCCCAUCAGCAUCCUCGGCCUCCUCCUGGGCGUGGGCCUGUCCCUGCUGAUCCUGGGCAUCCUCGGCUACAGCUUCAUCAAGUGGUUCCAGGGUGGGCACUGCUGGCACCGGCCUAACUUUGUUUUCAACCUAUACCACAUCCGAGGCCUCAAGUCCGUGGAGGUGGAGCUGGCCUCGCCGUUCACCGUCAGCGGCUCCAUGAGCAACGCGGGCAGCGGGUACACGCGGUUCCAAGACAGAGGCGUGUGACGCGGCACUCGAGGCGCUGCCGCUGCCAGGUGAGGUGCCCCGAGCCUGACGCGCUUCCCUCAGGCAGGGACCGUCGGUCAUGGGCAUCCCUGUCUCUGCCCCUGAAUCCAGGAGGGAGUCCCUUUGGCUUGAGACCACGCCUGAGCCUGGGGGGUUGCCCGUGGGCAGGGCACCGGCUCCGCUGCUUGCUCCCCGCCAGCUCCCUGCGGCAGGGGAAGAACGGGGCAGGGAGGGUGGGGAGAUGGGGCUUUGCUGUCGCAGCUCAUUCUUCCAGCAAGGGACCCUGCAUCCCUCCCACGGCCCCUCACCCUGGGGUGCCACCUGCCCUGCCCACCCUGUGGGGGGUGGGGGGCUAGCUCUCCACACCGGGGUGUGCCCAGAGACUCGGUGCAUGUUGCUGCUGGAGAGGCUGCCUCGGGCUUCCUGGCUGAUGCCUGUCCCCAGCCCUUUGCUACUCGAGAUCCCAUGCCUGUCGCAGGCGCUGUUUCCCCGCUCGUGGCCCUGCCUCCCACUUCACCUCCCUGCGCAGGGGCUACGGAAGAAACGGACCAGCCUGCCCUGUGCAGGGCCCUGCCUCGGGGCACUGGCUUCCUCGGGCCGUGGCACUGAUGCUUGCUCCACCGUGGCUGAGAAGGGAGAGGGCUCCUGCUCUGCAGGGUGGAGCUGGCUGGACUGGGCGGCCCCAGCGUCUCGCACAGUCCCUCCUGGGUCUCAGCGCAGACGAGCAGCGGGCCAGGCCAGCAUGGCCGAGGGCCUGGCGGCAGGGACCCAGGUGUCUCGGGAGGUGUGAGCCUCUGGCCCUGCUUUUGCCAGUCCACGGGGCCCUGCUACUGCCCGUGGCUGCGCAGAAACCUUCCCGCCCCGCGCUUGUGCUGCAGCAGUGCCUGUCCCUGGCACGGACCCGGUCCUGCGCGCUCCUCGCGGAUGGCUCCUGCCCCAGACCUUGCGGUGUCAGGUGCUGGGAGCCGGGGGUCACCCGCGGGAGGGUUGGUGCCACCGGGCCCUGCUGACACGCACUGCCAUGCCGACAGGCGGCCGAGGGCCUUUCCCAGCCCGGGGCCCAGGGCGAAAGCCAGGCAGCGGCUGCCGGCGUGGGACAGAAGUGCACUUGUGCUGCGCGCUCCCUGCGCUCGGGGAAGUGGGUGCUGCUCCCAGGAGCAGGGAUGGCCGCGUGGGUACCCGAGUCCCACGGGACCCGUGGCCUGGGCAGCUUUCUCAGGCUUUGCCUGGAGAUCCCUGAGGUUUCCCCCGGGCCUGUCCAGCAGCAGGGAUCGGGGCUUUUCCCGGGCACUUGUUUUAUUUUCCUUUUCACAAGGGCCAGGCUGUUGCAGCAGCCCCGUCUCUGGGCCAGCCCCUGCUGCCAGCAACUUCCUCUCGUGCAUCAGGUCACUGCUUUUGCGGGUGGAGCCUCCCCCGGCCCCCGGGCUGGCGGAGCCGAGCGCCCAGGGGGCAAAGCAAGCAGGUGCCUGGACAUGGUUGCGCCAGCACAUGACUGAGGGUGUGCAGGGGUGCCCUGACUCCUCGCCCGGCAGCUGGCAGGCUCCAUGCCCAGGAUCCAAGCCCCGAGAAGCUGCUCCUGCCCUCUGUGCUCCCCUGGCACCGAGCUGGCCGGACCCGCCUGCUGCAUGGAGCUGAGGUUGGGGGUCAGCCUCGGCCUGCCCAGGUCUGACGGCCGGUGGAUGUCUCCCUGGAGCCCCUGCCUCUGGGCCGACUCCAUCGGGGACUUCCCCUGCCCCCCCGGGGGCAGUCCGAUGCUUUUGGUUCCUAAAAAAGCAGACCGGGAAGCUGCUGGAUUUCUACAGAAACCCAGGCUGCUGUUUCGGUUCUCGGGGCACUUCCCCCUCCGCACUUUCAUCCUGGCUCUGCUGGCCGUGUCCUGCUCCCAGGGCAGGGGUUGCAUGGGGGAUGAGCCAGAUUUCGGGCCCUGCUCCCCUUCCUCAUGGGGCGCUGGGUGGUUGCAUGCUCAGGUGCUCCCAGAGUGCCUGGAGCCCUGUGGCCAGGUGGCGGGGGCCCGAGCUGUUCUCCCUUGCAGCACCGCGAGAGGAAGCAGGUAAUUCCCCUGCAAGCUGCCAGGCAGCAAAGGCUGUCAGCCCCGUGCUAGCACCAGGCCUGUGCAGCACUGCCCUGCGUGUCUCCGAGUGCCGGGGCUGCUCCGGUGGGCAGCGGGGCGGCACGGUCAGACUGGCACCGGGUGUUCGGGCCCCAGGGGCAGGCAAUAGAAACAAAACGCUGCCCUGGAAGGAGCAGGGAAGGUGCCGCUGAGCAAAUGAGACUGCUGCACACUUCCCCCCAGGGAAGCAAACAAGCUCCUGGGGCACAUGUACGACAACACAGAGAGCGGAAGUGAGCGUGCCGCCCCCCUGCUGACUCCGCGUUUUCAGGUUCACGUUUUCGGGUCUGAGCGGGCUGCAGCUGCGAGCUGCGUGGGGCAGGGCGGCUCCCAGGGCUGGCGCAGCGUCCAGCCGGGUGGGCAGCAGGGCACGGGACUGCUCCGCAUGCCACGUCCAUCGGCCUCCAUGUCUGCUUGGAGGCCUUGAGGCCGGAGUGCCCGCUUCCCCUGCUCCCGUGCUCGUGCUGCUGUUCCUGCGGCCUCGUGCGGGGCAGGGGCAGGGGCAGGGGCAGGGGCAGGGGCACCCCGCUCCCUGCCGUGUGCAGGGCAGGGGGCUGUGAGAAGUGGCUGCUUGGCCCAGACAAUGCCGCUUUGCGAGUGGGUGCACCCAGGCCGGGACACCCCCGCCCCGGGCAGACAGCGCGCAGGCGGGCGCACGGGAUUCCUGGGUGCUUCGUUCCAGACUGUUUUCUCCAAAGGCAGAAGCCCCCAGGCCCACCGUGCGGCACGGCGCAUAUGCAGAAGAGGCGAGAACAAAACAGCCUGGGCCGGCCCCGGCAGGGGAGCAGCGCGGCCACAACAAAGGGGCUGGGAGCGAGGUGUGAAGUCUGCCGCCCUGCAGCUCUGCUGAGCGGGGACAACAACAGGAAGCAGAGCCGGUUGGGGAGAGGGGCACGUGGCUGCGCUGCGGGGUGCGGGGUGUCAACACACCCACGCCUGCCCGGGGAGGGAGGGCGCAGGCAGCGGUGGGGCCGGGCCCUGCAGCGUUCCCACCUCGUCGCUGCAGGUGUUCGCAGCCUGGGCCAGGAACCAGUUCGAAGGAAGGCGGUUGCAGCCUUCCUAGAUCGGGCUGGCCAGGCCUUGCGCCCUUCAGCCCCUCUCCUGUCUCGCCCCGGUCCCUGGCCUGGGAGAAGCCCCGACCCUUAAGACUGUGCAGUUGUGCUGCAGAGAUGGAGGGACGGGCAUCUGGUGCCCGGUCACCCCGGGAGCGGGGAUGGUGCCAAUGACGGGCCCUCCCCUAGCUCUCCUGGAUCCAGCCCAGCACUGGGUAGAGCUGUGCUCCUGCGCUUGCAUGCGCGUGCAUCUGCCUGUCUGUCCUAGGCACCUAGCUCGUGUUGCUAAUAGAGCUGUAGUAGCCAGGGCCGGUCCUCCUGCCACCUCUCCAUCCAACCGCCGUCGCCUUCGCCUUCUGCCCCUGCACCAGGCGCUGGCGUGUGGGAGGGGCGCCAGACCCAAGCUACUUCCCACCCCCUCUCCUCCUCCUCGUUCCUCUCCAUCACGUGCAUGGUGGCUUCUCGCAGGCGUCCCCGUCUAGCUGCCCAGCGCAUGGCAGCGUUGGUGGCCGUGCCACGUUCGCACGUGCCACGUUCCAGCUGGUUGACAAGAGCGAACACAACCAUCUGCAUGAGGAAACCAGAGGGGCUGAAAAGCAAUGAGUCAGCAAGCGAGAGUGGCUCGGGGGCAGGUGCAGGCGGACGCACCAGUCCCGCUCCUGGAGGCACCGACCGUCCUACAGAAACCGGCCGCGAAGGUACAGAUGCGGGGCCCAGCCAGCACGGUGCCUGAUUAGAUUUAGCGCUUGAUGCCGAAGGUGGCAGCAAAUGAUGGCAUCAAUCAAUGGCAGCUCCAAGAGGUCGCUGAAGCCCGCUGGAGGCUGAAGCUUGCCCAAGUGGAAAGUUCCCGUGCAUCUCCUCCCUGGCUCAAGCUAUGAGCUGAUGCAGAGAAAUGUGUAAUUAUCUGGAAUUUCCACUUUGAGGUUUAGUGAGUUCCUCUGUCCGUCUUGAGGAACUCACUCCUCGGGCUGCUUUGUGCGCAUGUGCGUGUGCUGGAGCCUUCUGUAAAGCUUCCACAUCGUUGCACAAAUAUUUAAUAGAAAGAGUCUCCCAAG
This is a messenger RNA of Alligator mississippiensis (American alligator), 6715 nucleotides long. RefSeq names its product small integral membrane protein 35 (gene SMIM35). Lineage: Eukaryota; Metazoa; Chordata; Crocodylia; Alligatoridae. The record is from RefSeq and is a predicted model, not a curated record. The coding region runs from base 1797 to 2498 and encodes 233 amino acids. The transcript is spliced from 4 exons.